Molecule: messenger RNA, 1011 nt
Organism: Mycena indigotica
Lineage: Eukaryota; Fungi; Basidiomycota; Agaricomycetes; Agaricales; Mycenaceae
Product: Osmosensor protein
Exons: 6
Coding region: 1-1011 (336 amino acids)
Molecular function (GO): protein binding
Source: RefSeq, a predicted model, not a curated record
AUGCCUCCGCGCGGAAAACUCGGCUGGCUUCGACCUUACUCCCAUCCUCACUCACUACUUCUUCCUGCUCACCAGCAUACUAUCCAUAGUUGCAUGGUUCAUUGCGUUCAUUUCCCAAGCUGUAGCAACAGCCCAAUUCGGGCAUGGUUCUCCUUCCUCAUUCUUGGCGUCUUCUGGACGCUCGCAACUGACUCCAUUGCGAUGCAUCGUUUCCAAAUAUCAACCUUUGGCGCUGUAGCAAUUGUCUUCUCCGUAGAGGGUGUUAACGCCGGUAUCUUCUCUGGCCGGGGCUCCCUCGAUGCGAUGGCCGCUGGUUGGCUCAUUCUCGCCAUGGUCAACAUCGUCUGGGUACUCUACUUCACAUCUGAAGAGGAUUCAUUGGCGCUUCACAUAUUCAACCUGCUCGGCACUGGUGGCUUAACGCCGCCGUCGAGGAGAAGACGGACAAGGGCAGCGUCGACACACGACAUGGGCGGCAAUGGCUAUGCAGGCAAUUAUGGAACAGGCGGUGGAAUUGGCUCUGACAUGGGCUAUGACUCCAAGAUGGGCGGUAUGGGUGGUGGGAUCGGGAGCGGAAUUGGUGGCGGGAGCCAAACGAUGGGCGUGCGAAGCCAAAAUAGUUUCGGAGGAGCAAGCGAAGGUGGUGGAAUGGGCAAUAGAAGCCUGGGCACUGGUACUGGUGGAGGUGGCAGCCUGAGCAAUCUCCCUGUUGGUGGUGGUGGACCCGGUUCGAUAGGAGGGGGCGACAAUGGGCCGAGUUCACCAUUGAUGUCUGGGUCAACCACGACACCCCCAAGGCUCUGUACUCAUGCAAGUAUCCUCAAUUGCUGGCGUUACUACUUUACUUACCCAUCAACGCCAGAUACCGCUGCUGCUGACGACCCGAAUGAAGUUUCCUUUACGAAGGGUGAAAUACUUGACAUUCUUGAUAAGCAGGGAAAAUGGUGGCAGGCAAAGAAAGCAGACGGCUCGGUUGGAAUUGCUCCUUCGAACUACCUACAGCUUAUUUAG